ACCUGGCACAUUUUUUGUAGGUUGUACACAGGAAAAUAAGGUCUUUCGAAUAACUUAAAAAACAUUCUAGGUUGCUAUUUGUAAAGUUCGAUGCCGUUGCGGCAUUUUUUUCAAAAAUCCCACCCGUUAUGUUUCGUUUCCGUAUGCCUAACAGACAUUAUCUCAAAGUUGAACAAAAUCCGUCCAGCCUUUAUCUCGGAAAAUUUCCAACGCAUGUAUUUGUACCUACAUGUAUACACACACACACCCUCUCUCACACAUAUACUUACCUCUACAUACAGACGGGAAAAAAAUUCUUUAAAAGUUGCUUAAAAUAGUGUAAACUCUAAAACGUCGACAUCUGAUGAAAUAUUAACCAAACGGCGAUGGCAAUACCCAGCUAGCUCCCGCUAGGAAGUUAAUGAUGGAAUUGGGAAAACUAGGUUACCGUCUUCAAAAGAGAAAAUACGGCGCAAUUUUUUUAAUCAUAUCACACUGUAGCUCAUUCAGGUUGUUGACAUUUACAGACUACUUCGAACAACACGCAAAAUGUCGCAAUUUGGUACGUAAAACGUUUAUCAAGUUUUCCAAUUAAGUAUCGUACUUGAGAGAACGAGAAAAGUACUAUUACGAACCGAUAACGCAGAAAUGGUAAUGACUUGAGCGAAAAAGCGUGUAAAAGGACGAAAACGGUCAGUCCCUCAGCGAAUAUCAGUUAAAUUUUUAAAAACGAAUUUAAAUAUAUUUUUAUUUAAAUGCAAUUAUCCUAAAAGAGGGAAUUUCCAUAUUAUCCUUGCCUAGCAUAUAUUUACGUCAGCGAACUUUCCACUUAGAGCGCAGCUACUUGCUAUAAAUUAAGAGACUUUCGAUUACGAAGCUUUUUUAAUGGGAUAAAUCGUCUCAUCCCCCGAUUGGUUACAAAUCACCUAUUGCAGGAAAAAUCUCAACUCAAUAAGGAGUCAAUAUGAGUGAUACACUAACUAAACUCCCGGAAUCGAGAUUCCUCCUGAUAGAAUUCGUGAUCGGAAUUUGUAGGAUAGGCACAAGUCGUAGAUUCGAUUCUCAAAAAGGAAGGAACGUCGACCUAAAUUAAAACGCAAGCUUGGAAGUAAGUUGCGAAGGGAGAGAAAAAAGGUCUCGUUUUACUUAAAUUAACGUCCCUAUUCUGAUGUUUAUGAAUAAGAACAUCAUAAAGCAUUACUCGCAAGAGAGUCAUACCAAGCCGCACAACGACCAUAGUAAAGUUUUGUGAGUGAAAUAAUCAACAGAGAACAGAGGAGAAAAUUAGCAUUUUGUAGUAGGUGGCGGUUUCGUUGCUUUUCUUUGAAUAAAUGACGAUAACGUUGUUAUUGUUGGAGAUAUGAUAGGAAUUUAUGAGAGAGUAAAUAAACUUUGGAGUGGAAAAAUAAUAGGAGGGUGCGUAGAUAAGUUACGAUGUUAGAUACAUUGGAACGGUAUUAAUCUGCACCCUGCCUUCUGAAACGAAUUGAUUCACAAACCGAAUCGUCAAAACAAUUUUUCACACGGUGGCCCUAUAUUAAUCAAUUCGUAAAAUUCCGCAUUCUUCUUAAUUGAUAAAUUACGUCUACCUUACGUAUCCACUUCUUAACGUUUGAGAUUUAUUGAACGCUUGUUAUUAGUUCAAACGCUCAAAACCCAUUUAUUUUCAACAGAGAAAAUUUUGAUGGAUAGUCGUUCAAUUGAUUCAUUCCGCGUCACUUCCAAAACCUUCAUUAGUAAUUUUAACGAUAUGUACCAAAAAGUAGGAAAACGAGGAAAAGGAGACAAAAGAAUGCACACCCUUAUUAGGUAUACUGACUUCAUUCUGAUUCAAAUAUAUGCAAAAAAUGAAUAAAAUUUAUUAAGCUUUGAAACUCCAAUUUUAUCUUUUGAAAAAUUAUCCACUUACAUGUAUAGCAAUCGCCAAUUGCAGGGGUUGUACCUUUCCGGGUAGGUACACGGAAUAUUUUUAUUUCCUUGAUAGAUUAUGUUUAAAUCGUCUAUAAGCAACCCUUAAAUUGUAUUCUAAAAACAAAACCCAAUUCUGAUUUCAAAUUAUGUAAUCUUUUAGAAAAUAUACAAGUGCGCAGCAAUUUUCAAUUUUGUGACGUUUAUGACACACCAAAUAUUUUUAUUUCUUUGAUGGAUCAUGUUUAACUUAUCUAUAAGCAAACAUCCAUUUAGAUUGAUUAAAAGACUAUAAUUUUUUAUUCAAUGACUACAUGAAAACUGGAGAAAAUGGACGCGUUAUAGACUAUAACAAUAACACUAUACACUAUAGUUUUCUUUGAGUUUUGGCUAAAAUAACAAAUUAUUCAAUUUUGAAGAGUUGCCUGGAAAAUAAUAGUAUUAAUAGUCAAACGUCUUAGGAAUGUACAAGGUUUCAGAAUCAGGAAUGAAUGGUUUUGACAGUGUUCACGGCUAAAAACGUAAUUAAAUGAAUUUUACUAAAUUUAAAAUCCUAUUUGAGAUCAGCUCAGAAUUCUGCAAAUUUAACUUGUUUGUUGUUUAUACCAAUUGUAUCUUAUUUAAUUUUAUUAUGAACUAAGCGUGUUUAUUGUUUUUAGUUUAUUAGAGUUAAGGUAACGCCACCAACAUGUCGUAUUCUGAUCAUAUUUUGAUGUUCCAAUAUUUUCAUUUACCACUAAGUUAGUUCUUAAUUUCACGAAAACUAAAGUAAUGAUUUAAUCUUAAACAGUAGAUGAAGAUUCGGUUAGCAUCUUUCGCUUAUGAUGUAACAAAUUACUAUUGUUAAGGCGAUAUUAAUUAUAAAGGACGUAAUCCGGUGAGUUCGCAUUUAAAAUUUAGAGCUCGAAAACAAAAAAAUAAAAAAGCUUUAUACACUGCGACCUUUUUUUAAAGUUUAUGCUAAUCCUUAAUUAUAAUCGCGUAACCAUUUUACGAGCUUAUUUUUUAUCACGUACAUUUUCCGUACGAUAAACAACACCCCCUUCUUAACAAACACUAAUUGUUGUUGAUGACUAUCGUAGUUGGCACUAAUGGGGUUUGUCUCGGUUCCUUGUUCGUGUAUCUGACUUGAAAGCGUAAAAUUGUAGUAAAAGGGUUGAUUUUAAUACAAAAGGUCGAUCUAUCUAGUGGGUUGGAAUUAUGAGGGAGGCGAUUUUUACGUUUAAAUAAAAAUAAAUUUCGCGCGGGUCUUCUUCGGUCGAAUAAACCUUAUUUAGUGAACACCGCUUUCGGUUUUAACGUUCAUAGCUAUAGAUAUGUAAAUAAUUACCUACAAUUGGUCCAAAAUAAAUACAUCGACCGGAUAUAAAACAAAGAGCGUGCCACAAGCCGGAUAUACCUACGACCUAUGCGGCUACUAUUCAUGUUAGUCACUCGCCGUUUUCAAUACGGAUGCUGCUACCAGAAAAAUGUGCUUUGAUUGUAUAAUUAUUGUCUUUUGGGCGUCAAUUGUGGUUGCACUGCAAGAGAGUAGGCCCGUCGUCCGUAUACCUCAGGGCCCCCUUGUCGGCAUUAAAGUGUACGCCGAUUCGGGUGGAAUUGCAGAUGCUUAUCUUGGUGUGCCCUACGCGACGCCCCCGCUUGGUAAAUUACGUUUUACGGCUCCACAACCACAUGAUGGAUGGAAUUCUACUUAUCAAGCAUUAACUUUUGGUCCUUCGUGCCCGCAAUUGCCGCUACGUGAUGGAAUUAAUGAGAGCGAGAAUUGUUUAUAUCUCAAUAUAUGGACGCCAGAGACGGCGAGAUAUCCGCUGCCGGUCGUUAUUUUCUUUGAUGGAUAUGAGUUCGCCAAAGGUGGCCGUACGCCAAUUUCCGGACAGGAUCUGGCAAUUGAGGACGUAGUGGUAGUCACCGUUAAUUAUAGGCUUAACGUGUUCGGUUUCUUGUGUCUGGAGUCGUCUCAAGUGAGAGGAAAUAUGGGGCUUCUCGAUCAGUACAUGUCCAUGGUAUGGGUGCGUGAAAAUAUUAAGCAUUUUGGAGGAGAUCCAGAUAAGGUCACAAUUUUUGGAUAUUCGGCCGGUGCCGCAAGUGUUGCUUUACAUCUGAUUUCGUCAAGGACCGCGGGAUACUUCCAGCGUGCGAUCCUGUCAUCAGGUUCGGCACUUUCGCCGUGGCAUCUAACGAAGGACGCCAAAUCGGCAUCGUGGAAAAUUGCCCAAAUUCUAGGAUGCUUAAACAAUUAUUAUCACAGCAUGUUGCAGUGCCUACGAUCGAAAAGCACUCAGGACAUUUUAAAAGCUUACGAGGAGUAUUGCGAGUCCGGAAAUGUGACCAGUAUGCUGCUUCCAGUGAUUGAUACUUUUCUUCACGAAAACGACCGAUAUCUUCCUACCCAUCCGGAGCAUGCCUUCAGAAAUGGCACUUUCAAACAAGUUCCUAUAUUAACAGGAAUAACACGGCCUAUCGUCGACAUUCAAUACGUUCAAUGGGCCCAAUCUGCCGGACAAGGUUACAUGCAACUGGAACAGUACAUGGAGCUCUCAAAAAUUCCCGAAAUUACCAAACGUUACCAUCUGAAAGGUAAAAACUACCCUCAAAUUUUGGAGGCGAUAAAAUGGAGAUACAUUACUUCGAGCGACCGAAACGUAAAACUUCUACUUCAACAGCUAAAAAAUCUUGAAUACGAAUCUAAAAUUGAAGCGCCGCACUUCCUGCAGCUACAACAUCUACAGAAGUCCUACACGCAGCCUAUCUACGUCUACGACUUAGAAAAUCCCGGUUUCAUUCUAAACGCCACCGAUGCACCUAUCACCUCCGACUUGCUGCUCUUGUUUAGCCCAUGGUUGCUCAACCAGCUUACGCGUAGGCGGUUAAAUAGUAAAGAAUUUCGCUUCAGUCAGCACGUCAAGCAGCUUUGGAAGAACUUCGUUACUUUCGGGAAUCCUACACCUGGGAACCAAAUCAAUCCGUGGAAGAGGUACAAUUCCAACGAACGGUUUAUUGACCAUCUGAGUAUUGAACAAAGCAAACCUAAUGGUGACGAAAACUUCGCUCUUACGCAAAGAGUUACGUUUUGGAAUCAGCUAUUACCCAAACUGCUUGAGAUACACCAAGAGGACAUGUUGUCGCCAAAGGAGUUGCAAAACUUUUACGUUGUAGGUUCGGGAUAUCGACAUGCAAUGUAUACGUUGGUGGGCCUGGUUAUUGUUUUAUUGGCGUUGUUGCUGAUUUGUAUAUUGUUAAUUAAAAGAAGAGCUAAAGAGAGAAGCAGACAGUUCCAGAUGGUUUACUAGGCUUAAGUAAUUAUACGUGAUGUUGUUAUGUAAAUUAAAAUUUUACGUUCUUUAUGCUCAGGUUCAGACACCUCUAGUCGUAUUUACUUCAUACAUUCGACUACUAAUUAUUUUUCAUCUGCUUGCAGCAACCGGGGCGAAUUUCGCUUUCUCGAAAUGUAAAAAUCACAAUUCUUUCGCCGUAACACAC
Messenger RNA from Photinus pyralis (common eastern firefly), 5370 nucleotides. RefSeq names its product liver carboxylesterase 4-like. Bases 3357 to 5180 code for a protein of 607 amino acids. The record is from RefSeq and is a predicted model, not a curated record. The transcript has 9 exons. NCBI's taxonomy places the organism in Eukaryota, Metazoa, Arthropoda, Insecta, Coleoptera, Lampyridae.